This is a messenger RNA of Oncorhynchus nerka (sockeye salmon), 1526 nucleotides long. RefSeq names its product alpha-2C adrenergic receptor-like. The transcript has 3 exons. Bases 1 to 1470 code for a protein of 489 amino acids. Gene Ontology annotation, biological process: lipid metabolic process; adenylate cyclase-activating adrenergic receptor signaling pathway. NCBI's taxonomy places the organism in Eukaryota, Metazoa, Chordata, Actinopteri, Salmoniformes, Salmonidae. Gene Ontology annotation, molecular function: alpha2-adrenergic receptor activity; epinephrine binding. Gene Ontology annotation, cellular component: plasma membrane. The record is from RefSeq and is a predicted model, not a curated record.
AUGGAUUUCUUGAAUUUCUCCGGGGUGUUGGACGAGCGGAAUACCACAUACACCAACUCCUCGGCUACCAGGGACAGUGAGUACUCUCUCCUCUCAGUAACCGGACUGACAGUAGUCGUGGGCUUCCUCAUCCUGUUUACCAUUGUGGGCAACGUGCUGGUGGUCAUCGCCGUGUUGACCAGCCGCGCUCUCAAACCGCCGCAGAACCUCUUUCUGGUGUCCCUGGCCAGCGCGGACAUCCUAGUGGCUACUCUCGUCAUGCCUUUCUCUUUAGCUAACGAACUCAUGGGCUACUGGUUCUUCGGGAAAGUUUGGUGCGACAUCUACUUGGCGUUGGACGUCCUCUUUUGCACGUCGUCUAUAGUUCACCUGUGCGCUAUCAGUCUCGAUCGUUAUUGGUCGAUCACCCAGGCGAUAGAAUACAACCAGAAGCGGACGCCUACACGGCUAAACGGGAUGAUCGUGGUGGUCUGGCUGAUCUCGGCCGUUAUUUCCUUUCCGCCGUUGAUCUCCAUGGACAGGAGCAGCGGAGGGGAGAUCAGUCCUCAGUGUCGGCUGAACGAUGAGACCUGGUAUAUUCUCUACUCCAGCAUAGGAUCCUUCUUCGCUCCCUGCGUUAUCAUGAUACUAGUGUACAUCAGGAUCUACCAGGUUGCUAAGACGCGGACGAGGACCAUGUCAGAGAAGAAGAGAGAGGUGGAGGACAACGGAACUGCCCCGUUACACGUUAACGGGUUGGGGCAGGGGGGCGAGGAGGAGGGGUGCGGAGGAUCUCUGAAGGAAAACGGUGGCGGCGAAGGGUUUGCCCGGGAGAACGGGCACUGCCAGAGCCAGCAGAAGACGCCGGUGCCACAGGGGAUGUUACCCAACGAACCCAAAUUAACCCCCGACCCCGACGACGGAGACGACUUUGACGACAGCAGCUCGUCGGACGAAAAACCCACAUCCGCCAAAAAACAUUCCCAUUCCUCUUCCUCUUCCCAUCAGCAUCAACACCAUCACCACCACCACCACCACCAUCACCAUGACGACAAGAAGGAUUCCAAACCUUCAGAGAGAAGGAAGUCCACAGGAAGCAGGAAGAGCAGCUUGGCUUCGUCCAAACGCUCAGAGAGCAAGAAGUCGCGUGCCAGCUCUAAGUCCAUGGAGCUGUUUUCGUCCCGUAGGAAGCGGAGGAGCACCGUCAACAGGAACAAAAUCACAGCGGCGAGGGAGAAGAGGUUUACGUUCGUCUUGGCGGUGGUGAUGGGCGUCUUCGUGAUCUGCUGGUUCCCCUUCUUCUUCAGCUACAGCCUGUAUGGAGUGUGCCGGGCGCCGUGUGAGAUCCCCCAGUCUCUUUUUAAGUUCUUCUUCUGGAUAGGCUACGUCAACAGCUCCCUCAACCCCGUCAUCUACACCAUCUUCAACCAGGACUUCAGACGAGCAUUCCAGAAGAUUCUAGUCUGCAAGUCAGGGAAGAGGUCUUUCUGAACGUGAAUAGUCCAACAGUAUAUACUGUACAGUACAUGGACCUAUAUACAAGUCAG